AAGAGUGUUAUCAUUCCAAAGAAAAGAGAGAACUGGUAAGGGAGAGGAAAAGUGUCUUGUGGGAUUUGUGGAGCAGCAAUGGCAACACCAAAACGGUCAUACUCAUAUGAUCUUCAGCAGCAACAACACCCAAAUGUGCAGCAAGUGAAGAACUCAGGAAUGAUUAGCAGCGACCAGAGCCCAAGAAUAGAUGAUAAGGAAGAGGAGAUGUCAAGAUCAGCUCUAGCAAUGUUCCGAGCAAAGGAAGAAGAAAUUGAGAGGAGAAAAAUGGAGGUCAGGGACAAGGUUCAUGCUCAUCUUGGUCGAGUUGAAACUGAAACAAAGCGCUUGGCUGAGAUUCGAGAAGAGCUUGAGGGUUUCACAGAUCCAAUGAGGAAGGAAGUUGGAAUAGUUCGAAAGAAGAUAGACAUGGUUAACAAGGAGUUGAAGCCACUGGGCCAAACAUGCCAGAAAAAGGAGAGAGAAUACCAUGAAGCACUAGAGGCAUUCAAUGACAAAAACAGAGAAAAAGCUCAACUUGUAACCAAGUUAGUGGAGCUGGUGACUGAAAGUGAGAGGUUGAGGAUGAAGAAGCUGGAUGAGCUAAGCAAAAACAUUGAUACCCUGCAUUGAGAUGCUAAUGGAAGUUGCCCUGUGGGUUCUGUGUGUUGUUAACUAGAAUCAGUAUCAUUGAAUGUGGAAUAAUUUGUGAUUUCAAUGUAUUUUACUAACUAAAUUAGGGAAGAAUGUCCAACAAAAGUGUGCAUAAGACAUUAUUACUGCAACAAAAGCUCUCUUUCAGUUUUUAUAUAAGUAGAUUUAUUUGUUUGGUUAUCUUCUAAAUUCCAUUUUCAUGUAUUGGUUUGGCUUUUCAAGGUGAAAAACAUGAAAGCAAGAUCUAUGUAGAGUUGACUUUAAUGCAAACACUUAAAGUGCGUUUGAAUAUCAGUUGAGUGUAA
Lotus japonicus is the source of this 938-nucleotide messenger RNA. RefSeq lists its product as uncharacterized. The coding region runs from base 79 to 612 and encodes 177 amino acids. The transcript is spliced from 4 exons. The record is from RefSeq and is a predicted model, not a curated record. Lineage: Eukaryota; Viridiplantae; Streptophyta; Magnoliopsida; Fabales; Fabaceae.